Molecule: messenger RNA, 1311 nt
Organism: Labeo rohita (rohu)
Lineage: Eukaryota; Metazoa; Chordata; Actinopteri; Cypriniformes; Cyprinidae
Exons: 8
Coding region: 109-1011 (300 amino acids)
Source: RefSeq, a predicted model, not a curated record
CUAGUGAACUGCUGCUGCUGCUGCUAAGCAACCGAACUUUACACAAGCAAAGUCACCCAUUUGUUGACGCUUGCGAGGAUGUACUCUGAAUUUUUUUGCUUUUAACAAAUGAGGGACUUUGAGGCCAGUGUGGAUGGAGCUCACUGUUUCAGGGUGCUGUGUUCACACCCAUGCUGCUGGGACACCGAGCGCCGCUGCACCAGAGGAAUCAAACGCCACGCUCCAGCACGCGUGAGGAAACACACUCUAAACGAUGAGGACUUUCCAUCACUGAGUAUUGUUAAUGUCUCUGAAUGGGCUGGACGGGGGAGGCCGAUUAAAGAAAGGCCACUGUACAGUGCUGACACAGAGGCGUCUUUGAAUGAUGUCUCUUGUGUUUCUCUCACCAAACAGACAAAAGACACUCAGAAGAUUAAGAGGGCAAAUCCUUCCUUCCCAGAUGCCGUGUUGCCUACUUCCAGAAUGCACAACAAUAUGGUCAAGUUAAAUACAGUUCACGUCAGUCCUUUGAUGAGCUGCUCUGAGUUGCCGCAGUGUCCAGUGGUCAUGUGGAUUCCCAACCCGCACCAUGAGCCUCAGUGGCUCCACCAAAACAAGUCUAAAUCUCCAAACAUUGCUAUAAAAGAGUUAGUCUGCCUUCCAUCUUGUCAAAAGCCCAAGCCAUCCAUAGUGGCUAACCUGCGAAAGAAGUCUAAUGGUUGUAGAAGGAGAGGGGAGAAAGGUAUCAACUCUACACUAGAGGGCGCUGGCAGCCCACGGUGGGUUGGCAUUGGCUUUAAUCCUAUUCCCAAAACCACCCCACGUCACCUCUGUCGCAGCCUACUGUUCAAAGAUAGUGGGUGUGGAUCACUGGAUCAAAAACUGCCAAGCCUGACCACACCACACCCAAACCCAAACCCAAACCCAAACCCAAACCCAAACCAGAGCAGUAGUGUCAGUAGAGCCUUAAGCAUGAGUUUAGGAUCAGUAAAGUGCUGGAGAGGAUCUCAUACUCACGCCACACCAAGAUGACAAAGGUUUUUAACUGUAAAUGGAAAGUCUGUUCCAUAAGUAGUCAGUUGUGUCCAAUGAUUCAGUACACUUUUUCUUUACAGUCUAUUCCUAUUUUAUGGACUAACUUCAACAAAUAAUUAAAAUGUAGCAUACAUGGUUUGUUUUUCACUGCCUGAAUAGUUAAUUUAUUCACGAAUGUGCAUUAUGAAAAUAAACAGCAGGUGGCAGAGUGAUUCAGAUCCUAACUUGCAAAGUGACUAAGUCAAAUUUAGAGUUUGGUUGGUAUGUGCUAUAUGAAUAGAACCACAAUCAAUUAUG